AUGUUGUUCGUCAAUGGAAUCGGAAGAGACGCCAGAUGUUGGCUACUCAUGGGCGCACGGUCUCCCGGCCUCUAUUAUGUAUCAAAAUGUUACGAUGUUUGGUUAACAAACAUCAGAGGUUCUCCUUAUAGCAAACAUCAAACUUAUAAGCCUUACAGCAAGGAAUUCUGGGACUUUAGCUUACACGAACAAGCCACCAUUGACAUACCUGCAAUUAUAGACACCAUAGCAAACGUUAGUGGUCAACCGGGUAAAUUAAUUUACGUGGGCCACUCUAUGGGUACAACCAUAUCGUACAUCUAUGCUUCUGUGAAUAGGACUCACUGUAAGAACAAUGUGAAGGCUAUAAUUUCACUGGCACCAAUCGCAAAGCUCAAUAAAUUCGAAGUACCGUUUAUGCAUUUCUUGGCGCUCAUUAGCCAAAUUAUCAAGGAAGUUUUACCCGUUUUAAGGCUAAUACAAGGGAUAUUUGCUUGGUAUGAUUAUGGAAUUACGGAAUAUUUAGCUCGGUACAACUCAAUAUUACCACCACUAUAUGAGGUGGGAAAGAUACCAGUAAAUGUUGAUCUAAUUUGGGCCAAUGAUGAUAAAUUCUCUGUAAAGGAUGACAUUGCAGUUUUAUAUAAUAAUCUGCCAAAUGAUCUAAAAUCGAUCGCUGAGGUUCCAGCGAAUUCAAACCAAAUGACGCCAUAA
This is a messenger RNA of Aethina tumida (small hive beetle), 693 nucleotides long. Its product is annotated as gastric triacylglycerol lipase-like. The coding region runs from base 1 to 693 and encodes 230 amino acids. The record is from RefSeq and is a predicted model, not a curated record. The transcript is spliced from 6 exons. NCBI's taxonomy places the organism in Eukaryota, Metazoa, Arthropoda, Insecta, Coleoptera, Nitidulidae.